AAAAGCGUACAGACAGCCAAACAAAAACCAGCCAGCAAGAUAAUUAUAUAUUCAACCAACCAUGGGGAUCUUUGAUACCAACGACUCCUGGGAGGUUUGGACUGAGGUCUCGGGCGUCCAGCGUGACCGCGCCCUUGAGCUCGUUCAUGAUCAUGAUUACUUCCUUCACACGGCAGACCCUCAGUUCGUCUCGUACCAGCCCGAGACUAUCGACACCAAGGAUGGCCUGACGAGGCUGCCAGCCGACAUGCAUGCCGAUUCCACGGGCCCGACCCAGUGCUACGCAGUCACGGACAACAUCCCAGGCCCCAUCGCCAAGCUGCUGCCCGGCAAGUCCACCGCCGUCAACCACUACCAGCUCACCAACACCACCCAGGGCAUGUUCAUCAACUUCAAGGGCGCCAUGGGCCUGGUCUCGGACCGCAAGAUGACUAUCCGUGACGCCGGAAACGGCAACAUCAGGAUCGUUCAGGAGGUCGGCCUCAAGUGCAAAAAGAUGAUGCUGGGCGUUCUUAGGGGUCAGUACGAGCAACACUGGAGGAGGAUCCACGAGGAGUACGCCAAGAAGAUGGGCGGUGAUGUCGUCGGCCACUCGGAUGGUCUGACUUCUGCUUGAUUAUGAUAUCCAUUCCUGGCCUGUCGUGCUGGGUUAUUAUUUCUUUCUAUGGCCGAUUUCACAUGACAUCAUCCCUUCCAUGGUACUUAGACUCUAGAGGACAAAAGAAUAGUGUGCGUAAAUUGCAG
Molecule: messenger RNA, 744 nt
Organism: Pyricularia grisea
Lineage: Eukaryota; Fungi; Ascomycota; Sordariomycetes; Magnaporthales; Pyriculariaceae
Exons: 2
Coding region: 62-616 (184 amino acids)
Source: RefSeq, a predicted model, not a curated record